AUAAUACCCGGCUCUGUCAGUUGAUCUGUGGUAAUAAACAUGAAAACAGUGAAAAUGAGUGAUCAUAACGAUUAUUUUACAUAUGCAGAUGAGAGCCAAAAUGAAAGCCAAAUUUUAAUUUCUUCAAAAGAAGACGAGGAUGCUUUAUUGAUAUAUCUGGUUAAAGGUUAUCCACAUCUUUAUAACAAGGAAUCAAGAGAUUUUAAAGAUACACUAAAAAAAAAUAAUUCAUGGGAAGAAAUUGCAAAAAUCCUAGACGCCAAAGUUUCAGAUUGUCAAACGAGAUGGUUAAGGUUGCGCGAGCGCUACUCUCGAGAAAAAAAAUUACGAGAAAUAGAUACGAGAAGUGGAAGUGGAAAUGUAACAAGACAAACAUUUCCUUUAUAUGACCAGAUGAAUUUUUUAUACAAAUUUGUCAAGAGUAGGAAAUCUAUAACCAAUAUAUCACGCUUGGCCAAAGAAUCAUAUCCUAUCAACGUGCCAUCAGAAAAGAUUGGCAAGUUUGUGAACGAUUAA
Molecule: messenger RNA, 516 nt
Organism: Trachymyrmex cornetzi
Lineage: Eukaryota; Metazoa; Arthropoda; Insecta; Hymenoptera; Formicidae
Exons: 3
Coding region: 40-516 (158 amino acids)
Biological process (GO): regulation of transcription by RNA polymerase II
Cellular component (GO): transcription regulator complex; nucleus
Source: RefSeq, a predicted model, not a curated record